Molecule: messenger RNA, 1507 nt
Organism: Pipistrellus kuhlii (Kuhl's pipistrelle)
Lineage: Eukaryota; Metazoa; Chordata; Mammalia; Chiroptera; Vespertilionidae
Gene: IER3IP1
Product: immediate early response 3 interacting protein 1
Exons: 3
Coding region: 107-355 (82 amino acids)
Biological process (GO): endoplasmic reticulum to Golgi vesicle-mediated transport
Cellular component (GO): COPII-coated ER to Golgi transport vesicle; Golgi membrane; endoplasmic reticulum membrane
Source: RefSeq, a predicted model, not a curated record
CUGGGCCUCGUCGGCCGCCGUAGGAGAGCGCCGGCCGCGGCGGCGCCACGUUCCCUGCGGCGGCUGCAGACGAAUCUGCUGGGCUUCGGGGUGGUUCCCGUCCACCAUGGCCUUCACCCUGUACUCGCUGCUGCAGGCAGCCCUGCUGUGCGUCAAUGCCAUCGCGGUGCUGCACGAGGAGCGAUUUCUCAAGAACAUCGGCUGGGGAACAGACCAGGGAAUUGGUGGAUUCGGAGAGGAGCCAGGAAUUAAAUCUCAGCUAAUGAACCUUAUUCGAUCUGUAAGAACCGUAAUGAGAGUGCCAUUGAUAAUAGUAAACUCAAUUGUAAUUGUAUUGCUUUUACUAUUUGGGUGAAGAUCAGAGCAGGAAAUGGAGACUCAGAAGAGAUGUCAGCGGAAGUUAUUACUUUUGUCUUUAUUGGAAUAUACAUAUCUUAGCUGUCCUUGGACUUGACAAAAAUGUAAACAUAAAAACAAUACAAACAAAAAACCCAGAGUCUAUCUGAUUUAAAAAAAAAUGUUGCACUUAACAGUUUCAUUAUAAAAAGAUCAGAUCAUCAGAGGUAUAACUAUCCAGGAUUGGAAUACAUUUGAUUGCUGACUGUUAAUAAAAGUUUGUGCUAUGGUUAAGAUUGUUCAAAGGAUGCAGGACUGUCACUUCUGUGUUUUUAGAGCUUCUUCUCUCACUUCUCAGGGAUGCUUUUUUUUUUAACUUUUGAAGUUCAUUGUGACUUAGUUAUGCUCAGAGAGUGAUUAUCCUCCUAGAUAAAACUUAAAGGAUUUAAAAACUAAUUACUACAUAUAAAGUGAUAAAUAGGUAAUUGAGAUGGUUUUAUUUUGACCUCUUGUUAAAUAUUUUGUCUAUAUUGUCUUGGCUUUGAAAAAUUCAAAUUCAUAGUAACUAUCAAGGAGCAAUACAGUCUGACUUUAGGGAGAAUUACAAUUUUGUAAAUCAGUCAGUGGCGAUUGUGUUUUUGUUUUAAAUUAUUUUCAUGCAUUUCUUAUUUUAAUAACUGGUCUGCAUAAUGAGACCAGAUUAGUAUCUACAUAUUUUCAUUGGUAGAAAAGUAUAGACCCUUUUUACAAUGGUGACUUAUAUUUUGAAAUCAGCAUAAACAUUAGCCUCUAAGAGCCAAUCCUGAACAAUCACAAUUAUAAACUAUAAUAUGUAAGAAGACUUAUCUAUGUAAGAAGACUUAACGUAUGUAAGAAGCAUUUACCUGUCUCAAAAGUAUCCAUGUUUCCAUUUCUUGGAGUAAUACAUGAAGGCUUGUGAGUCUUAAUUCUUAUUUCCAUCUGUCAUUAGGACAUUCAUGCUGGAUAAGUUUUGUUUUGAUGUCUUAGACCAUUCUGUAUAUAACUCAUCCCAUAAUACAGUUUUAUGCAGAAAGAAUAAAACUAUGUAAAUGUUUUUUUUCUAGAAAUUAUGGGUUAUAAUAUUUAAAAGGGGAAGAAUUGCAUCUUUGUUUAUAGCACAUUUGUAAAUAAAGUAAAAUUUCUAAGUCAA